AUUGACUUAGAAGAAAUGUCCACUGAAGUCGAAAUAUCUGAAAACGCUGAAGAAAUUACUUUCCCUACUGCUCAUCCUGAAGUGAGCACUCUUCUUGAGAAACCUGCUGAUGUCUGGCAGAGAAGAAGAGUCCUCAUCAGAGAUAUUCUUUGUGCUGAGGAUCACGGUCUGGCAUACGUUGGUAAGAGUAUCACUAUUGGAGGAUGGACUCGUACGAUUCGUAAGCAGGGUGGAGGCAAGUUCGCUUUUGUUGUGCUGAAUGAUGGAUCUUGCUUCGAGAGCAUGCAGUGCGUCUUGGACAGCGAGAGAGUUCCCAAUUACGAGGAGGUUCUCAAGGCUGGAAACGUGGGCGUGUGCCUCCAGAUCAAGGGAGUGCUGGUGAAGAGUCCUGCCAAGGGUCAGUUCGUGGAACUUCAUGCCACCGAAGUGGUGGUUCUGGGUUCUUGCGACGCGAAAACGUUCCCUCUGGCCAAGAAGCGACAUACUCUGGAGCAUCUCCGUGACAUUGCUCAUCUGCGUUCUCGUUCGAACACUAUCGCCGCUGUGGCGCGUGUCCGCAACAGCUGCGCGUUCGCCACGCACCUGUUCUUCCAGCAGCGUGGAUUCAAGUACAUCCACACCCCUAUCAUUACCGGAGCGGAUUGCGAAGGUGCCGGUGAGAUGUUCACGGUCACGACGAUGCUGGACGAGAACAUCAAGGACAUUCCGCAGACGAAGGAGGGCAAGAUCGAUUACUCCAAGGACUUCUUCGGAAAGCACGUGAAGAUGACCGUGUCCGGCCAGCUGAACGUGGAGACGUACUGCUGUGCGCUGUGCGACGUGUACACCUUCGGUCCGACCUUCCGCGCGGAGAACUCGCACUCCGUUCGCCACCUCGCGGAGUUCUGGAUGAUUGAACCGGAAAUGGCCUUCUGCGAUCUGAAGAUGGACAUGGCCGUGGCGGAGGACUACGUGAAGUUCUGCACGGCGUACGUGAUGGAGCACAACAAGGACGAUUUGGAGUUUUUCGAGAAGCAGAUCGAGCCUGGUCUGCAUGACCGUCUGCGCAACGUGCUGGAGCAUCCCUUCGUGCAUCUCCCCUACACGAAGGCCAUCGAGAUCCUGCAGGAGGCGGCCAAGACGGUGAAGUUCGAGGUGCAGCCGUACUGGGGUCUGGACCUGGGCUCGGAGCACGAGCGUUAUCUGACGGAGCAGGUGUACAAGUGCCCGGUGAUCAUGACGGACUAUCCCAAGGAGAUCAAGGCGUUCUACAUGAAGGUGAACGAGGACGGAAAGACGGUGCGCGCGAUGGACGUGCUGGUGCCGAAGAUCGGAGAGCUGAUCGGAGGAUCGCAGCGAGAAGAGAAUCUGGACGUGCUGGAGAAGAGAAUCGAGGAGCUGGGAAUGGCCAAGGAGGGAUUGGAGUGGUAUUUGGAUCUCCGCCGCUAUGGAUCGGUGCCUCACAGCGGAUUUGGACUCGGCUUCGAGCGUCUGGUGAUGUUCGUGACGGGAAUGGAGAACAUUCGCGAUGUGAUUCCCUUCCCUCGCUGGCCGAAGAACGCGGACUAUUAAGAGUGGACUAGUAACUUCCUUCCUGGUU
Messenger RNA from Blastocystis hominis, 1579 nucleotides. RefSeq lists its product as hypothetical. The record is from RefSeq and is a predicted model, not a curated record. Bases 16 to 1551 code for a protein of 511 amino acids. Gene Ontology annotation, biological process: asparaginyl-tRNA aminoacylation. Lineage: Eukaryota; Bigyra; Opalinata; Blastocystidae. Gene Ontology annotation, molecular function: ATP binding; asparagine-tRNA ligase activity; nucleic acid binding. Gene Ontology annotation, cellular component: mitochondrion. The transcript is spliced from 9 exons.